AUGCGAUUCUGCACGAAGUUGCGGCCCUCUGGUGUCAAUGGCGUGGCGUGCUGGUAUGGCCGGCGGCAGUUCUUUAUCAGAUGGUGCGGGGGCUUCGUCUUCUCGCCAGUGCAGCUGGUGUCGGAGCAGCUGUUCCGUGGCAACGCGCAGCCCGCCUCGGUGCUCGUCGGCGCGGCCGCGGCCGCGCUGCUCGGCGCUGUGGCGCCGAAGUUUGCCGCCGCGGGCCGACGCGCGGAGGGGGCGGCGGAGGGGGCGGCGGCCGCCGCCCCUGCGGCGCUGGAGGCCGGUGCGACGCGUCGCCUCGCUGGGGCUCGCGCCAGGCCGGCCGGCGUGUCCGACCUCCGCUUCGGCGUCGUGGACUCCGGAGACGGCCCAAGCGGGUGGACCAGGAACCGCCUCGAGGAGCACGACGACCUCCACCGGGUCGACCGGGAGGGCCCGGGGCGCGUGAUCGAGUGGCGCGACGCGGUCUCGGUGUUCCUGACGGCCCCGGUGAUCCCGUUGCUGCUGUUCGUGACCUGCGACGGCUUCGUCAUGCCCCACACGCGGUUGCACGGUACAUCCAGGUACUCCGCGAGCGAGCUGCACCAGUUCUGCAUCCUGCUGACGGCGAAGGCGCUGGUGCCGACCAUCACGUUCCACGGGCUGGCGCGGGACCCCUUCCACCACCUGCUCAUGAUGCGCCGCUUCGCCGAGGUGCUGGAGCACCCGUUGUACCUGCACCCGCUCUGCUACAUGGCGCUGGGCCCCUUCCUCGGCUCGUCGCUGGCUCUCCUGAUCUCGUCCUGCAUGCUGCUGCCGCCGGUGGCUCCCGCCUGCGUGAUGCUGGUGAUGAGCCUGGCGAUGGCCCACGUCCUCAACCCGCUCUGCUACUUGCCGCUGGGCCACUUCCUCGGCUCGUCGCUGGCGCUCCUGUACUUGAUGUGCAUGCCGCUGCCGCUGGUGGCGGCCGUCAUCGUGAUGAACUUGUCCUGCAAGCCGCUGCCGCUGGUGGCGCCCGUCGUCGUGAUGCUGGUGAUGCUCUCGCUGCUCUCCGUCCCCUUGUCCGCGAAUGGCACCGUGUCGAUUCUUUGGAACUCGGAGUUGCUGCCGCUGGUGGCGAACAAGUGCAUGACGUCGCUGAUGCGGGUGGCGAUCCUCCUGCUGCCCGAGUGGCUGCGACUCGUCCCGCCCAUCCUGAAGGUGCUCUGCAUGAUGGUGUUCGAGCCGCCCCGCUACCUGAUGAUGCUCUUCCUGAUGAUGCUCCGUGUGCUGCUGCCGCAGCUGAAGCACACAUGCCUGACGUUCUCCCGCAUGAAGGACACCUGCAUGAAGAACACCUGCACGACAAUCCUCACGGACACUUGCAUGAAGUACACCUGCCUGGAGCACACCUGCAUGACAAUCCUCAAGAACACUCGCAUGAAGUACACCUGCAUGCCGUUCACCUGCAUGGAGAACACCUGCAUGAAGACGCUCGCCGCGAUCCUCCCGAAGACGAUCGACAUGACUGGGCGGUCCCUGGCGUCGAGUACCUUCGCCGACCCGACCUUCUUCAACUCCGCUGCUGCUGCACGGCUCAUGCUGAUCUGGCAGAUCGUCUGGUGGAUCCCGAAGAAGGCCUGCAUGUUGCUGCUCGUGCCGUCCCGCCGCCUGGAGUGCCUGACGAUGUACCCCACAAACAAGCUCUUCCUGCCGCUGCCGCUGGUGGCGAACGACCCCGCCAGGAGGUCGCCCGUGUCUGUCCCGAAGAAGCCCUGCAUGAUCCUGUUCGUGCCGUCCCGCCGCCUGGAGUGGCCGACGCUGUCCCCCACGAACAUGCUCUUCCUGCCGCUGCCGCUGGUUGCGAAGCACCGCCCCGGCCGGGCGUGCCGCCAGUGCCUGCCCAGACCGCCCGGUUGCCGCGAGCCCGCUCCCCAGCGCGGGCCGCUCGUACGGGGCGGCCUCACAGGCGCAGGCCUCGCUGCGACCACCCAGGGCAUCGGCAGCAGGGUGUCACCGUGA
Molecule: messenger RNA, 1983 nt
Organism: Prorocentrum cordatum
Lineage: Eukaryota; Dinophyceae; Prorocentrales; Prorocentraceae
Source: the annotation of a GenBank genome assembly